This is a messenger RNA of Lates calcarifer (barramundi perch), 1463 nucleotides long. Its product is annotated as diablo IAP-binding mitochondrial protein. The transcript has 6 exons. Gene Ontology annotation, biological process: neuron apoptotic process; intrinsic apoptotic signaling pathway in response to oxidative stress. Lineage: Eukaryota; Metazoa; Chordata; Actinopteri; Centropomidae. Gene Ontology annotation, cellular component: mitochondrion. The coding region runs from base 158 to 967 and encodes 269 amino acids. The record is from RefSeq and is a predicted model, not a curated record.
CUGGACAUGACAGUUAGUAGUCAUCGAGCAGACUGAAAGAUUUCUUGCAGAAGAGGAACAAAAUAAUUUGAUAAAGAGGCAGGUAGGCAGCAUCUAAUUUUGCAUAGAUCACUUCAAAUACGUUCUUCAAGUGAAGCAGAUCUAAUUAAUCAGCAAAAUGCAAGCUGUUGGUCAGUGUUCAGUGUGUGCCAGCCGUGUUGCUGGAGGAUUUCUGCGAAAUCAGACAGACAUUUCACUGCUGUGGACCAGCAAGAGUGUUCUCAGGAGAGGAGCAGCCUGCAUCCGUGUCCUAAGCAGUUCUGAGAGUGUCCUAUUCAACGACAGGAAGCCGAUAGUCCAGAAGUCAGGAGAAUGGACAAACACUGCACACAUGAGCACAGCAUCUUUAAGUGCCGCCCGUGGGCUUUGUGCUGUCCCUUUAACGCAGCAAGUGGAAAACCUCUCUUAUGACUCCCUGAUAAGAAGAGCAGCCUCACUGGUUACUGACAGUUCAAGCACUUUCCUCUCCCAGACCACCUUGGCUCUCAUAGAUGCCCUUACGGAUUAUUCAAAGGCUGUGCACACACGCAUUGCUCUCCAAAGACGAUAUUUGGCCUCACUGGGAAAAUUAUCCCCGGCAGAGGAGGAUUCACUCCAGCAGGCGAUCAAUGGCCAGCGUGCAGAGGUUAGUGACAGACUAGAUGAAUGCAAACGUUUUGAGUCAACCUGGAUCAACGCCGUCAACUUGUGUAAAAUGGCAGCCGAGGCAGCGUACACGUCAGGAGCUGAACAGGCAUCCAUUACAGUGAGGACAAACAUUCAGCUGGCCCAGUCGCAGGUGGAAGAGGCGCGGAAACUGUCAGUGGACGCAGAUAAGAGGCUGGCUGAGACUAAAGUAGAGGAAAUCCAAAGGAUGGCUGAAUAUACCGCCUUCUUAGAAGAUAGUGAGGAACAUGAGGUGCAUGAAGCUUAUCUACGAGAGGACUAAGAGAAAUAGACAAAUCGAGAAAACAGGGGGGAAAAAAGUGCAUAUGAGAGUACUAUUGAUUUCAUAGCAGUGCUAUGAAAUGUCUGAUAAAAUUUCAAAAGCUUUGAACUUCCUGCUUUUCCUUGUUAUGUCUUGUUAUGCCUGUAAGAUGUUUACAUGUUUGCAUUUAGACAAAGAAAAUCAUAUCCUGAAAAUAGAGUGAAAUAAAUUCCUGACAAGUAAUUCUUUAGUAUUACAUAAAUUAUUAUUUAAGAAUAUUUAUUUGAUUAGCAAAUAUCAGCUGGUUUUGGCGCUUAUGGAAAAUUAUUAUCAAAUCCUCAGUAUGUUUAUGGCAGUAGGACUUAUCCAACACUGGAACAAAAAUGUUUAUUCUAUGUUUUGCUGUGCUGCUGCAAAGACAUUAUUUUUUAUAAAAAUAUUGUUUGCCAUUGUCAUUGUUUUUCCACUGUCAACAUCAUAGCAAAAAAUAAAAUGAAUAUAUAUGUAUUCAAUUCAA